AAAAGUAAUUUACUUUUAUUAUAAUACAGAAAAAUUUUUUUAUUAGUUAAUAAAAGAAUGCAAAGAAGUUUUAAGAGCUGGAAUUCAAAUGAGACAACGUUAUAUAAAUUUGGCUCAGACUAUAUUUGGUGAAGAUGGAAGUGAUGUAAUUGAAGCACAAUUAAAUGAAUUUGACAAAGAUUUGAAAACAAUGCUGCAGAUUUAUUUAAAAUAUUUGGAGAAAAAGAAAAUGACAGAAGGGUUACCGCCAGUUACAGUUCAUCAAAAGAAUUCUUUGGAAGAAGAAUGGGCAUUUGUAAGAGCAACAUGCCCUCAUAUUCCUGGAGGGGAAGCAUUGGCAGCAAAUAAGUUUUGUUUUCUUGCAAGUGAUUUAUUGCUUUGUAUUGGAUCUCAUAUUGAUAGUGGAAUUAAAGAAUCAUUAAUUGCUCUUAAUUCAAGUUUAUCAGAAGAACAAGUUAAUUCUUCAUCUUACAGAAAAGGAAUUCUUCGCACAUGUCGCAUGUUUAAAACUGUAUUUAAUGAUGCAGGAGAUAAAGCAAGACAAGCUGUUGCAUUUGCUAAAACAUUACGCAAGAGAAUCAUAAGGCAAAUUAACUUUGCUUAUUUGGGACAUUCUGCUGCUUUAUCAGUACAGCAUAUUGAGUAA
Messenger RNA from Centruroides sculpturatus (bark scorpion), 646 nucleotides. Its product is annotated as mitogen-activated protein kinase kinase kinase 4-like. The record is from RefSeq and is a predicted model, not a curated record. Gene Ontology annotation, biological process: MAPK cascade. The transcript is spliced from 5 exons. NCBI's taxonomy places the organism in Eukaryota, Metazoa, Arthropoda, Arachnida, Scorpiones, Buthidae. The coding region runs from base 89 to 646 and encodes 185 amino acids.